This is a messenger RNA of Contarinia nasturtii (swede midge), 4842 nucleotides long. It is a transcript of the gene PIP4K, whose product is annotated as phosphatidylinositol 5-phosphate 4-kinase type-2 beta. The transcript has 10 exons. Gene Ontology annotation, molecular function: phosphatidylinositol kinase activity. Gene Ontology annotation, biological process: phosphatidylinositol metabolic process. The record is from RefSeq and is a predicted model, not a curated record. Lineage: Eukaryota; Metazoa; Arthropoda; Insecta; Diptera; Cecidomyiidae. Bases 994 to 2208 code for a protein of 404 amino acids.
GAAUUAUCAACUCAGUGUGUGAGAAGAAAUGAACGUACAUAUACAAUAUCAAUAUAUAUUACAAAAAAAAAAAAUAAGUGUUCGACUAUAAUCGACGACUGAAAACAAAAGCAAAUGCAAAAAAUUGAAUUCAAUCAAUAAAAGAUGUGUGAGUGUUUAACCAACAGAUUGUGAGAGUGAUUACGACCGUGCCGAUUCACGUAAAAUUCAAUCGAAAAAACAAUUUGGUGAGGACAACAUCAAAACAUUCGCACAACGCAAAAGAAUCUGACAACAAAUGAACUGAGUCAGUCUUGCUAUUAAUCAUUUUGGAGCCCGUGCAUAUAUUUGGUGUGUGUGUACGCUGCAGUGAACUAAAGUGUGUGCUGUUUUUUUUUCAUCUGUCUUUCCGAUCGCGAAAAAAAGAACCACAUAGCGAAACAACAAAUAGUUUAUGUCGUAUUGCAAGUGUUGACGUCUUUCAUUGUCUCCCAUAUAGAAAACCGAAUCCGUACCAGUUGAAAAUUACCUUUUGACAAGAAAACAAAAACAAAACCGCAAUAAAAAUACAGGACAUAUUUGAAGCAACAAGACAAGUUUUGUAAAUUAAUCAUUCGACGCUGAUUCAUAAAUAAGAAUAAAAAAAAAGUCAACACGAAGACGAAUAACUCAUACCGAGAAAAAAAAACAUUCUCCAUCUCCUGUCAUUCCACUGAACAUCGCAUUUGACCCAGUAAUAUUUGGAUCUAAUGGACUAAAACCAAGUAUUGAUGAGCGCCGACAUAAUUGGUUGGUAUUAGACCGAACAACUGGCAUAUAAACAUUACGACAAAAACAUCUAGUUUGAUCCGCAUUGUUUUGUUUUUGUUGUUGAAACGAAAGUAGACAACGACAACACCGAAGACGAUAAUCAUCAUUAAAACCAAAGUGUGCAGCUAUUUGGUGUGCAAAAUAUAAAAACAUCUUUUACUGAGAGCAAUACAUUCAUCGACCAAAACAAAACACACAUUCAAAAUGUCGUCCGGUUCAUCGUCAAUGCCAAGAAUGAUAAGAAGGAAAUUUCGUGUAAAACAUCAGAAAGUCAAGCUAUUUCGUGCAAAUGAACCGAUUUUAAGUGUAUUUAUGUGGGGCAUCAAUCACACGAUAAACGAAUUAAGUCAUGUUAAUAUACCAGUCAUGUUGCUACCGGACGAUUUUCGAGCAUAUUCGAAAAUCAAAGUGGAUAAUCAUCUGUUCAACAAAGAAAAUAUGCCAUCCCAUUUCAAAGUGAAAGAGUAUUGCCCGUUAGUCUUUCGAAAUUUACGUGAACGUUUUGGCGUCGAUGAUGUCGAUUAUCGUGAAUCAUUGACCCGCUCUCAACCCGUUCAAGUCGAUUCGUCCGGCAAAAGUGGUGCACAAUUCUAUAGAAGCUACGAUAAAUAUUUCAUUUUGAAAAGUCUUACGUCCGAAGAAAUUGAACGCAUGCAUGCAUUUCUCAAACACUAUCAUCCGUAUGUGGUUGAACGACAUGGUAACACCCUAUUACCGCAAUAUCUAGGCAUGUACCGAUUAACGGUGGAUGGUGUUCAGUAUUAUUUUGUGGUUAUGCGAAAUGUAUUUAGUUCUCAUUUAACAAUCCAUAGAAAGUUUGACUUGAAAGGUAGCACCGUUGAUCGUGAAGCGUCCGACAAAGAAUUAGAGAAGCAUUUGCCCACUCUCAAGGAUAAUGAUUUCAUUAAGCAAAAAAUCCGACUAUGCAUUGGCGAAGACGCAAAAAAGAAAUUAUUUGAAAUGCUUAAUGCCGACACAAACUUCCUAACCAAACUCCAUUUAAUGGAUUACUCCCUAUUGGUCGGCAUUCAUGAUAUGGCGCAGGCCGAAGAAGAGGCGCUAUUGAAUGAAAAUGCCGGCAGAGAUGCAAAUACUGGUCGUGAGACAAGCGAAAGUGAAGAGUGUGAAAGCGGUGAAAGAUGCGCAUACAAUACACCGCCAGAUUCACCUAGAUGCUUGGGACCAUAUAACGAUAUCAUCCAAGACAUUGACAUUUAUGCACUACACAGUAUUGAAGAGCGGCGUGAAAUUUACUUCAUUGCAAUCAUCGACGUUCUCACACAGUACGGUGUUAAAAAACAGGCCGCAAAAGCAGCAAAAACAGUGAAAUAUGGAAGCAACGUGGACGGAAUAUCAACAUGUGAUCCAGAUCAAUAUGCCAAACGCUUUAUUGAAUUCAUGGACAAAGCAAUCGAAUGAAUUUCUUCAAGUAUUUCAAUAUAAGAUACUUUUUGUUUCUUGUUAAUUUAAGAAUUAAUUUUUUUUUUUGUGAAAAAAAAGAAAAGAAAAAACAAACGAAUAGAAGAGAAAAAAAAACAGCAUACGUUCGACAAACAAAAUGAAAAUAUAGAAACCGACAACAAAAAAAAAAAAAACAACAAAGCUACUAUUCAAUCAAGAAAAGUCUAUUAAUUAAUCUAAACUUUAUGCAUAGGCAUAUUGUGCUAUACAAUACUUAUUUAACGAAAUAUUAAAGAAACGUAAGAAAAAAAAGAACCAUUUAAAAGAUAUACGAAUACACACAAACAAAAAUCAUAUUAAUCGACAUUGUAUUUCGACUUGUAUGCAAAUGUAAUCUUUUGUGUAGGAAGUGCAAACACCGAUUCGUACUCAUCACGCUCAUUAGAACACAAAUACUGUCGCAUGGUUCAAAUGAUUGAGUCCGAAAUUCUCUCGCUACAUUAAUUAAUUAUUUGGUGCUAUGCCAGUCUAGUACGUAUUUGACCAGCAUUUUGUUUUUAUGGAGAGACACAACACAUUUUUUUCAAAAUCGAAAUUAAUGCUAAAUUGUUUUAAACAAUUUUGUUAAUUGGAACCAUUUUGUGUUUUAAUCAUUGUGAGCCGGGAUGUCAAUUUCGGUCGCGAAUGUUUUCGCUUUCGUCAACGGUGUUUGUUUCUUGUUAUAUCUUGGACGAAUAGAUUAGCAACAAUAACGACAACACACACACACAUACUUGCAUACAUAUAAAUAUAUCCUUCAAUUCAUAAAAAUCGACUUUACUUUCCUGUAAAUAUUUAUGCAUGUAUGCUGCUACGGCUAACGACAAUACAUUACAAACAGGAUAGUAACAUUUUCUAUUGGAGGAUUAACAUUUUCUUGACUAGUCAUUUCUUUGCUGUUCUUUUUUUUUGUGUACAUUUAUUAUUAUUUUUUAAAUUUAUUUGGAUCAACAGGUCUUUGUGUUAAUAGUUUUAUGUUAAGUUUUAUAUCAAUUAAAACUAUUAUUUUUCUCGGUUCUAUUCUUUUAUAUCUUUUGUUCAAAUCCGAACAUUGUUCACACCAAAACACCAAGUAUAUAUGAAAACGAAAAAAAAAAAAUCUUUUUUUUUUGUUCAAAUCAAAAUUCAACUCGAUCAUUUUUGUAUUGCUUUUUAGCAUUUUUUUUUCUUUUGCAAACUUUUGGCUGUCAUUCCCUUCUCAAAUCUAUUAAAUCGCCACAUCUGGCUUUUAACCUUUGAAAAAAAAAUAUAUAUUUUUUUCAAAUAAAAACUGUUUAAAUGAACAUCAAAUUUCUGCACAUUCAACGGUAUAAUUGAUUGAUCUUCGCACAAGAUGGAUAAAUAGAAAGACAUAUAUAAAGAAUUUUUUCCCCUUGAAUAGUUUCCAAUUUUCUUACUUCAUUUAUAAAAAACGUCAUCUGUUUUUAUUGUCUUGAGCGCAAAUUACUGCUCACAACAAUAUAUUGUUAUUAAAAUAAUACGCAACAGGAAUCUGGUUAUUUUUGUUUGCAAAAAACAAAAAUCUUUCGAUAAAAAAAUAAUAAUGGCGAAACGUUUUUUAUUCCAAACUCGGAACUCAGUUAGACUGAUUAAAUGAAAUAAAUAUGUAAACUUUCACAGUUGAACUGUUCUUAUUAUAUAAAAAUUAAAUUCUAUGAAAAAAAAUGCAAAAAAUACCAAUACAAAAAAAUAAGAAGAAAGUGCUAUCUAAAAAAAUUUGGCUACAAAUUGAGCUUUGUUUGUUGUAAAAUUAUUAUUGGUUUUUCAUUAUUUUUGGAAAAUUGAUUAUUUAAUUGGAAUAGAACGUUUUAUACAAUGCAAAUGGUAAAUAAUGAAUGUAUUUGGUGAAAUAGGUGAAAAAUUAAAGCCACAAAUCAACCAAAUCAAUAUUAUAGAGCAAAAUGGGCGAAAAAUACUAAAACUUUAACAUUGUUAAAAUUAGAGUAAAUUAUCAAUGUUAGAUUGAAAACGGGCCGAUUCAUUGACAUUGUUGGUCAUUCAAUUAUUGACAACAUUCGUAUGUAUGAAUCAGUUCUGAACAAUUUGAGCCGAAAAAGAUGAGAAAUUGUCUCCUCUCACAUCCCUUUGUGUGUUAAAUAAAUAGAAUAGAAUAGAAUGUCAGAACUAAAAAAGGCAAACAAAAAAUUUCGACCCAAAAAAAAAAUCGAUCGUUUUUCUUUCUAAACGACAUUGGCCGUAAUUUAAACCCAUAUUUUAAAUAUUAUGUAUAAACGCAAACAACAACAACAACAACAAGGUGAUUUAAUUAUGUAAUGAUUAAUUUUUAUGAUUCAAUCUAUUUUUAACCUCAUUGUAAUUAAUUUAAAUGAAAAAAAUAAGACAAACAUACACACGACGGAGGAAAAACUGAUGCAUUCAAUUUAAAAUAUUUUUUCAAUCUAUUUAAUCACAAAUCAACACGUUUGAUUUGCGAUUGAUCCAAUAUUUUUAUCUCUAAUUUUUACCGCGUAUUUCGUUUGACGAAAUAGUAUCAUGAUAAAAAAAAAUCUUUUAUAAAUUCAAAUCUUACGAAACACAAAGAAUCGUUCGACUCACACAUUUUGUUUAAAUUCAACUAUUAAAUGAAAAAAAAAAAUGCAAAGCAAAAAAAAA